Pelmatolapia mariae (spotted tilapia) is the source of this 2392-nucleotide messenger RNA. Its product is annotated as glutathione hydrolase-like YwrD proenzyme. The record is from RefSeq and is a predicted model, not a curated record. NCBI's taxonomy places the organism in Eukaryota, Metazoa, Chordata, Actinopteri, Cichliformes, Cichlidae. The transcript is spliced from 12 exons. Bases 116 to 1813 code for a protein of 565 amino acids.
GUCUGCCUUGUCGACAUCUGAGCAAUCGAUCAGAGGAGUAAAGUCCAGUUCUCGUUUGUACUCGGCCGUCAUUUUCACGUAGUUUCUGCCUCAGUCGCUGAUAUUUGAAACCAGAAUGGGAACCGACUUGACUUUCUCCUCUCGUCGGUCCCCUGUUGUGUGUUUACACGGCUGCGUGGCUUCCAGCCAACCUUUAGCUUCCAGUAUAGGACUGGAUGUCCUGAAGCGUGGUGGCAAUGCGGCAGAUGCUGCGGUUGCCAUAGCAGCAGCCCUGGCAGUAACAGAGCCGUGCAGCACCGGCCCUGGUGGAGACGCCUUCUGCUUGUUCUACAACGGAAACACUGGAGAGAUCAGAGGGAUUAACGGCAGUGGUCAUUCUCCCCGAGCACUGACCCUGGACUUCCUGGAAGGACAAGGUUACACCACAGAGAACCCUCCUUCAGUGUUUGAUGCUCUGAAUGUUACAGUCCCUGGGGCCCCAGCAUGUUGGUGUGAUACUGUGCAGCUGCUAGGAAGUCACAAGCUGUCCUUACAGGAGGUCCUGAGUGGGGCUGUGGAACUAGCAGAGGUGGGGUUUCCUGUGGCUGAGUUAACAGCUCACCACUGGGCGAACUGGGUGUCUGCUUUGAGGGAUGCUGGAAAGGAACUGGGUGGAGAAUUGAUGAUUGACGGUCAUGCGCCCAAAUGUGGACAAGUAUUCCAAAACACUGGCCUGGCUCGAACUUUGAAGGAGCUCGGUGAGCGUGGCAAGCCAGCUUUCUACCAGGGCAGAGUGGCCCAGGCCAUUGUUGACAUCAUCAACCAAAAUGGGGGAGUCAUGACCUUGGGUGACCUGAGCAGCCAUGACAGCGAGGUCAUCACCCCCAUAAGCACAGAGUACAAGGGUGUACGUCUGUGGGAGCUUCCUCCUAACAGUCAGGGACUGGCUGCCCUGCUCAUGCUCAACAUCCUGGAGAACUUUCCUCAACUCAAAGCUAAAGGCCAUAACAGCUCUGACUAUAUCCAUGUACUGGUUGAGGCUGUGCGAUUGGCUCUAACAGAUGCUCUGCAUUACCUGGGUGACUCAAGUCAUGUGACUAUCCCUUUGGAAACCUUACUGGACAAGGGCUACAGUCACCAGCAAGCACAGCUCAUCAGCACGGACAGGGCCAUGGAGCGAGUGGAGCCCGGCCUGAUGACAGGAAGUGACACGGUGUAUUUCUGCGUGAUAGACAGUGAGAGGAAUGCAUGCUCCUUUGUCAACAGCAACUAUAUGGGCUUUGGGACGGGGCUGGUCCCUAAAGACUGUGGAUUCUCACUACAGAAUCGCGGCGCUAACUUUUCCCUGUGCCGUAAUCACAUAAACUGCGUCGCUGGGAGGAAGCGGUCCUAUCACACCAUUAUACCUGCACUCCUCACCGAUUCAACAACCACAUCACAAAAACCCCGGCUCCUUGCUGCUCUCGGCGUGAUGGGAGCUUUUAUGCAACCACAAGGACACGUACAGGUGCUGUUAAACAUGAUGGAGUUUGGGAUGAAUCCUCAGCAAGCCCUGGAUGCACCUAGAGUCUAUGCAGAGUAUGACCACAAAACUGGUCAGUGGUUGGUUAACCUGGAGGAGGGGAUCGACCAGAAGGUAGCCGAGGAACUGAAAAGACGAGGACACCGUGUCAACUGGCCAGUGUCAGGCCACAAGAGGUCUCAGUUUGGGCGGGGGCAGAUCAUCGCAGUGGGGGAUUGGUGGAAUCCGUCUGUCACCCAAGGGGAUCGUCCUUCCAGGGUGCUUUGGGCAGGAUCGGAUCCCAGAGCAGAUGGAUGUGCUCAGGGGUAUUAGAAAAUGCUCUUGCCUUGUUAAUGUUGUAAUCAGAAGAUUUCAUCAUAGAACUACUUGAAAAGAAAUGCCUACAAAUGAUGUGCAGUACACAGGUUGUUAUUUGUCAGCUGAUAUUUGACAGUGAGCUUUAUAACGCUUUCAAAAACCAUUGUACCUUCAAGAAGUGCCUUAUGGAAUCAUGUUUUUAUGCUUGUGUUCAUUAGAUGUCGAGUUAAAUCACAUUUGCUGGAUGUAGAGUUUAAUAUAAAUCAGUACAACCUCAGAUUAUUUAUAAUGUGAAAAGUGACAAACAGGAAGAUCUUUAUCUUUGCUGCAUUGAUGCCAAAGAUGUCCUUCCUCAACUCUGUGUUUUGGCAGAGAUAAUUAUCUGUUUCAGUCUCUUUAAUUAGCUGGUGCUGAUUUGAAGUUUGCUAGAAGUGCAGUGUUGUUCCAUACAUAAACCUCUGUCCACAAUAAGUAGUCAUUCCAUUUUUACUCUGCUCUGAAUUAUGUACAUCAGUAUUAUAGUGUCAUCGUUAAAAAUUCUAUUUUGCAUAAUUUUGCUAUUCCUUUUUUACCGUGAAUCAUUUUCUGUUAUUG